AAUACUGUAAAAUCUGAGAAUCUCCCUGUAUAUACAAAUUUCCUCACUCUCCCUUGCCUCCAAUCCUCUUUCAUUUACAUUCUCUUCUUUUUCCUCAAACAAACAAGUUAUCAACUUCACGUUCAAACCAAUGGUACAUGAACUUGAACAGCUGAGGUGAAUAUUACAGUUUCUUAAACCUUCGCUUCUACUGGAAUCUACCAUCUGAAGCCUAAGGUAAACAUAGGAGUGAGACUAUCAAAUUCUAGAGUAGUGAUGGACUGCAACAAAGAAGAGGCCAUCAAGGCUAGAGGAAUUGCUGAAGAGAUGAUGGGAAAUAGAGAUUUUGUUGGAGCUAAAAAGUUUGCAUCUAAAGCCCAGAAGCUCUUUCCUGAUCUGGAGAACAUUACACAGAUGGUUUUGGUUUGUGAAGUGCAUUGCUCUGCAGAGAAUAAAAGUUUUGGAAAUGAAAAAGAUUGGUACGGUAUUCUGAAAGUAGAGCCAACAGCUGAUGAUGCUCUUAUCAGGAAGCAAUAUCGCAAGUUUGCUCUCUUGCUACAUCCUGAUAAGAACAAGUUCCCAGGUGCAGCUGAUGCCUUUUCACUGAUUGGUGAAGCUCAAUCUGUGCUUUUGGAUCGACCUAAACGUAUGUUGUACAACAGUAGAUGCAUUCCUUCAGGACGAUUUCAAGUACCAAUGCCGCGUAAAAGCUGCCAGCCAGAUACCAGGACACAUCCUUGGGUACAAGGUACUCAGUCAGGAACUCCAGGAAGCCAACCAACCUUUUGGACUGCCUGCCCAUUCUGUUCUGUUAAGUAUAAGUAUUAUAAGAACGUGCUAAAUAAAAUUUUGUGGUGCCACAGUUGUAAAAAGUCGUACACAGGUCAUGAACUGAAUGAUUCAGAUGCAACACCCGGAACCAGUAGGAGUCAGCCUACUUCCAGUCAGAAGAAGGGUGCUGAUGAGACCCUAGCCAGGAAUCCAUUUAUGCAGUCAGAGGUUAGUCUGGAGUCUAAUAGAAAUGGAAACUCGGAAAAUGCAUAUGGAAAAAUGAAUGAGGGAUUAUCAGGGGAGUAUAAAAAGAAAAACACAAAGAGAAAGAAGGCAUCAACAGAAUCUAGUGAAAAUUGUGAUUCCUCAACAAGCAUAGAUUCUGAAGGGCCUGGGGAGUAUUUUCAAUGUCUCGGUGAGGGAAACCGGCGAAGAUCUAUGCGGUGUAGACAGCGUGUCACUUACCGUGAUAAUCUAAGUGAUGAAGAUGAAGAAGAAGAUGCUUCUAAGCAAUCUAAGGGGGGUGGAUAUCCCUCUCCUACUAAGGAGUCCGAGGUUCAGGAUUUGUCUCAUGCAGCAACUCCCAAUGGGGAGAAGAAAUUAAAGGACAGUUUGUCCUCUGAAAAGAGCAUGCAGAACACAGAGCAGGAAGCUGAGACUGCAAAUGAAAGAGUGUCUGUACCUGAAAAAGGAAGUGUUGAUCUUCCCUCAGAUGUAGGGCCUUCUACUAUGACUGAGCCGGAAACAUUUGAUUGUGCAGAUCCAGAUUUUAGUGAUUUUGACAAGGACAAGGAAGAAUCUUGCUUUAAGGUUGGACAAGUAUGGGCUGUUUAUGAUACUCUGGAUGCCAUGCCUAGGUUCUAUGCAGUCAUCAGGAAGAUUUUAUCUCCUGCGUUUAAGUUGCGCAUAACUUGGUUAGAGCCGGAUCCGUUGAAUGAAGAUGAAACCAAAUGGCUAUCUGAGGGCUUUCCAGCUUCUUGUGGUAGGUUCAGACUAGGAAACUCAGAAAACACUGAAGAUCAUCCUAUGUUCUCACAUUUGGCAUGUGCAAUAAAUAGAAACAGCUACAAUGUGAUAAAGAUAUUUCCACUGGAAGGAGAAACUUGGGCCAUCUUUAAGGAUUGGGAUAUGAACUGGUGUUCUCAUCUUGAGAGCAAUAAAAAGUUCAACUACGAGUUUGUUGAGGUGUUGUCAGAUUAUGCUGAGUCUAUUGGUGUGCAUGUUGCAUACUUGGGUAAAGCAAAAGGCUUCACUUGUCUUUUUCAUCGAACAGGAGACCCAUUUUUAGUUCCUGCAAAGGAUAUGUUUAGAUUCUCUCAUCGAGUUCCGUCUUUUAAGAUGUCAGGGAGGGAGAGGAAUGAUGUUCCUGAAGGAUCCUUUGAACUAGACCCUGCUUCCUUACCUUCUGACCAAGUAGGCAUUUCUGCUUCAUGCAUAGGCCAAAGAGAGACAGCUAAUUUUAUGGCAUACAAUCUCAUGGAUUCUGAAAAUUUUGCAGAAAACUGUGCUGCAUCAGUACCUAAUCAGGUUCCUGAACCUGAAUUCUACAGCUUUGAUGCUGAGAGAUCACCGGAGAAGUUUCAAAUUGGUCAAUGUUGGGCGAUGUACAGUGAUGAAGAUGCCUUGCCCCGGUACUAUGGCCAGAUAAAGAAGAUAGAUCAUCUCCCUGAUUUUGUGUUGCAUGUGGCAUGGUUUUAUGCCUGUCCACUCCCUAAAGGUAUAAUACAGUGGCAUGAUAAAACAAUGCCAAUUGGUUGUGGACUGUUUAAGUUUCGAAACAGUAAGCUGAACCCAUAUACUGGAACCAACACCUUUUCUCAUCUAGUAGCAGCCGAACCUUUGAAGAAAGGUGUAUACAAGAUCUUCCCCAGAAAAGGUGAAGUUUGGGCAGUAUACAAAAAUUGGAGUGCUCAGCUGAAAGGUAGUCAACUAGAAGAUUACGAAUAUGAGAUUGCUGAAAUAGUGGAUGUUUCUGAUAGGGAUGUAGACGUGAAGUUCUUAGUGUGGGUAAAAGGCUUCAAGUCUGUCUACAAGCCUCGAGUGGAAGAAGAGGCUCACGGAACAGUGAAAAUAUCUGUAUCUGAGCAUCUCAGGUUCUCUCAUCGAAUUCCUGCUUUUCGCCUUACAGGAGAGAGGGGUGGCAGCCUGCGAGGUUUCUGGGAGCUUGAUCCAGCAGCAAUGCCUCUUUAUUUACUGUGUACAGAUUGAACAGAGGCAACCUGAAGAAGCAUCAAACUUUUCUUUUGUUCAUCCUAUAGAACAAAAUGUUAAAGAGUUUUUGUACAUUAUGGUCAUGACAAUUAUAAUAUGUUUUCUUAGUUUAUGUCCUAGUCCAGUAUUUGAAGCUUUUUGUACAUUAUGGAUAUGAGUUAUGCUUUUCAUAACUAGAAACUAGCUAUAUAAAAGAUCUAAACUAUAUAUA
Molecule: messenger RNA, 3172 nt
Organism: Solanum dulcamara
Lineage: Eukaryota; Viridiplantae; Streptophyta; Magnoliopsida; Solanales; Solanaceae
Exons: 2
Coding region: 256-2958 (900 amino acids)
Source: RefSeq, a predicted model, not a curated record